UAUGCUCAUUGUCAAAGGGACGUGAGACACGCGCGUUCUUCGUGUCCAAGAUGGUAUCAAAAUUUCGAAAAAAAUUAUCUUUGUGUGAAACCGUGAUUCAAUCGUCUUUCCGUGCGUUUCUAAAGAUAGAAACAAACGGAGAGCGCUACAGUGUAUUUAAAUUUGAGAUCGACCUUGAGAAAUCGUAUCUUGAGAAACACAUAUCUCCGUUCGAAAAGUAGCAACUGACUUCGAACGAAAAGGGUACGAUAGAUCACGCUUCUUUAUUUUAUCUUUCUUUGUAACUGACAUCUUAUCACGCUACUCCGUCUUUUAGUUCCCUCUUUGUGCGUUCAUCGGUUCGUCUCGUUCAAGCGCGCGCUGAUCUCUCGGUCCGUUUUGUUGUCGCGCAUGCGCGAGCGUGGUUAUAAAGGGACGUACGGCGCAGCGCGCGUCAGUCGUUGAGUUAUCGCGGUAGGGCAAGCGUUGUCGAUAGUUUUCCACGUGACAAGGAGCAGAGUACGAAAGAACGUUUUUACGAGUUAAUCGAGUACGGAAGUAGAUAAACGGAGAGGACGCACGCAUCGUGCGUCCCCGAGAUCGCUGUCAUCACGCGUUAAUCGCCACGGCGUUGACGGUGGCUUUGCGUCGACCAAGCGCUAUGAAAUAACGACGGUCCGUAGCAAUUCGACGAGGCGGCGGAUAGCGGCGGCGUCUCGAUUGCAAGCGUCCGUGCUCAGUCCUCAGUGUAGGCUAGCCGGUCGCUCGGCGAUCGUUUUUACGAUUUUUCCAAGCUUCUCAUCGACCACGAUUUUUCACCGUCGUCGCGCGGACCGAUCUGCAACGCAGAGACGUAUGUACAUAGGCACAUAUGACGAGGGCAUCGCGCCAAAAUCUAUCUCUAUAUCAUAAUUUGGACUACGACGCGCGUCAUCGUUAGCGAUAAACAUCUUCCUCGAUACAGCACGACUCGGUAUAAGUCUUCUUAUAACGGCUUCCCGUACGUCCCGUGGUGAGGUUAGCUCCGGAAAGAGCGGCGAUACGAUUCGAUCACCGGCUUUGCAGCAUUUGUCAACGCAUAGUUUUCAAGGUCGAUUCACGAGGGACCUCGAGGUCUUGACGUCGAUUCUCGCGUUCCUGCUCGCGUUAACACGAGGAUCUUGACCGAAAGAGAGAAAGAGAGGAACACGCAACAACAAACAUGGCUGCUGCGUCAUACGCGUGCUCUCCCAACUGCACGGAGGCGGGAUUUUUUCCGUAUGACAUUCUGGGAGGAACGGACGCGUGGUCUUCAUGGCACGAGAUGAUCGGAUAUUUCUCCUACAAUCCGUGGAUAUUCUCUUUAUUGGGUAGCACCGUGGUCGGCCUCACCGGCAUCUUCCCCUUGUGGCUCAUCCCCAUUCAGGAUGGCGUCGAUCUUAAAGCAGAUGAAAACUGCGGCACUUUAAAGAUUCUUCUAAGCUUUGCCAUGGGCGCAUUAUUAGGCGAUGUUUUUCUACAUCUCUUGCCGGAAGCAUUUGAGAGUGAAUUACAAAUGAGAGCCAAGAAUAAUAAUUCAUCCAUGCCCGCUGGGCUGGCGGUGUUGUCGGCCUUUUUGUUCUUCGUGAUCAUCGAAAAAUUCGUCACAACUAUAAAUGAGGAAAUGGCAAUCAUUCCAGAAAAUCAGAUUGAUGAAACUCUAAUUAAUGAUGUAAAUAAAGAAAAAGAGAUGGAUAAUAAUAAUUGUAUUACGUUGAACACGGGGAAAAAUGGUUUUGCAAAAAAACGCUUUAAAAAUUCGGCCGAGAUACAACUUUUCCUGGAGAAACAAUAUGGCAAGGAUAUACAAACUCCAAAUCAUAUUAAAGGUUCACGAAAGAAUGGCUUUAAAGAUGUUGAUAUUAUGAAAUCUUCAUUGUCAAGUGAAUGUCCUAAUGAUGGUCCAUUAGUUGACGAAGCAAAGAGUUGCUUGAAGAAGCUUGCAAAGAGCAACGGUUUUGCGGCAACAAUCUCACGUCCUAAUCCUCCGCAUGUAAUUCCAUCAAAUAAUAUGCGUUUAAUCGCAUGGAUAAAAAAACUUACAUCGAACUUGUUCCGUAAAUUUUUCAAUCCUAAGGCCUUUCCUGGAUACCUCAAUCUUUUGAUGAAUUUUCUUGAUAAUUUUACUCACGGUUUAUCUGUGGGUGGAUCGUUCCUUAUUUCCUUCCGCGUAGGUGUCCUCAGCACAUUUACUAUUUUGGUGCACGAAAUACCUCAUGAAGUUGGCGAUUUUGCUAUUUUGUUACGGAGCGGAUUUAGCAGAUGGGACGCUGCGCGGGCGCAGUUAUUCACGGCCGGUGGUGGAAUCGUUGGUGCUUUAGCUGCUGUCUCUUUUUCUGGUGGUUUAGAGCAAAGAACCAGUUGGAUAUUACCAUUAACUGCAGGAGGGUUUAUACAUAUUGGUCUGGUAACUAUCUUGCCCGAUUUAUUAAAAGAAACAAAUACAAAAGAAUCAUUGAAACAAUUCAGUGCUUUACUUUUUGGGGUUAUUGUUAUGGCCGCAUUGAUGUUUGUUUAAGUGAAAUAUAUAUUAAAUAAUUUCAUUAGAGGAUUAUAGUAAAGAGAAAUUCUAUUAUGCUAGUAUAUACUGAGUACAAUUUUACCGGACCUAUAUGUUUUGGUAUAUAUCAUCAGUACAGUACUCCAAAGUUGCCAUAAAAUUACUUAUUGCUCAAUGGAAAUAGAAUUCGGGAAGGAAAACUAGCGACGAUAAACGACUGACCAAACUCAUGUAUAAUCAGAUUUAGCCUAGUUUAUAAUAUUUUAUCUCUUUGUUUUAAAUAUUUUAUAUCUCUCUGUUUGAAAUAUUUUUUCUCUAACAUAUUGAAAUAUUUAUUAUAAAGUCUGAAAUGAUCGUUAGUUUUCCGUUCUUGUAUAAUCUUUGAAAAUAAUAAGAUUCAGUCACAGCUUAAAUAAUAAGAUUCAGUCACAGCUUAAAUUUUUUUAUGAUUUGCCGAAAAUCUUAAACCUAAUUUAACAAUGAUAGUGAAGCAAAAUACUUUCUUACAAUAAAUAACAUAGAGAUAUAUAAAGUGUAAUUUGUUAUUUUGUUACAAUUAGAUUACUCCAAUAUUAUCAUGUUAUUAAUGACAAGAUAUUCGAAAUUGUUAUAAACUUCACUAUUAUAAUUUAUGCAUCAAUAUACAUAUUUUCUCAUAAGAGCUGAGAGUAGUAUUUCUAGCAUGUUCUACAAUGUAAUUCAUUUUUUCUGGGACACGACACUGUAAUACUAAUAUAAAAAUUAAAUUUGAAAGCCAAUAUUGACGUAUAAUCAUCUUGUUUUGAAUAAAUUUGAAAGCUAA
Molecule: messenger RNA, 3299 nt
Organism: Camponotus floridanus (Florida carpenter ant)
Lineage: Eukaryota; Metazoa; Arthropoda; Insecta; Hymenoptera; Formicidae
Gene: Zip99C
Product: zinc transporter ZIP13 homolog
Exons: 5
Coding region: 1181-2515 (444 amino acids)
Biological process (GO): intracellular zinc ion homeostasis; zinc ion transmembrane transport
Cellular component (GO): membrane
Molecular function (GO): zinc ion transmembrane transporter activity
Source: RefSeq, a predicted model, not a curated record